AUGGCGACUUCUCAGAGAUACCCGGUCUACAAAGUGAAGUUCAAAUUAUCUAUUCAAGAUCCAGACAUGCCGUCCCCUCGAUACCAUACCAUCCUGUUUGUCGAGACCAACGAGCGAGGGCCACGCACUGGAAUCAAGCACCACGUCACCGGGGAUAUUGUCACAGGCAUGCGAUACGAGCCAACUAUAAUUGACGAUCCACAGAGCGACGAAAACCUGUUCUCAAAGGAGCUCAUCGGCCACACCCAAGCUCUCAAUUACCCAAAAAGCUGGAACGAUAUUCUCAAGUCACUUCCUGUACCUCCAAAACAGAAGGCAUUCAAUUGCAAGACAAUGAAGACAGAGCCCGUGAAGACCUGGGAGCCUUUGAUUUUCUACGGGGCCGGGGAGCGACGUCGGCCUUUGGUCAAAUGUACUGAGUGGAUCGAGAACCAAGCUGUGCCCAUGUUGAUCAAUGCAGGAAUUCUACAGGAGGUGCAUGAGCGAACAUUUGUAGAUAAUGAGGCUGAGUUCUGGUAG
Penicillium brevicompactum is the source of this 519-nucleotide messenger RNA. RefSeq lists its product as uncharacterized. The coding region runs from base 1 to 519 and encodes 172 amino acids. The record is from RefSeq and is a predicted model, not a curated record. NCBI's taxonomy places the organism in Eukaryota, Fungi, Ascomycota, Eurotiomycetes, Eurotiales, Aspergillaceae. The transcript has a single exon.